Messenger RNA from Mytilus trossulus (common blue mussel), 3846 nucleotides. RefSeq lists its product as uncharacterized. Gene Ontology annotation, biological process: DNA integration. The record is from RefSeq and is a predicted model, not a curated record. Lineage: Eukaryota; Metazoa; Mollusca; Bivalvia; Mytilida; Mytilidae. The transcript has a single exon. Gene Ontology annotation, molecular function: nucleic acid binding. The coding region runs from base 1 to 3846 and encodes 1281 amino acids.
AUGGAUCAACUGAAACCACCCAUAGCCUUAAGUAUAGAGGGAAAUGUUUCCGAGAAUUGGAGAAAAUGGAAACAAAAAUUCCAGUUUUACUUGGACGCUACUGAGUUCAAUGAAAAGGCAGAAAAGUUGCAAUGCUCGCUGUUACUUCAUUGUAUUGGAGAAGAUGCCGUGGAAGUAUUCAACACAUUUAAUUUCGUGGAAGAUGAAAAGGACAAAAUUGCACCAUUGCUAUUAAAAUUUGAGCAAUUUUGCAAUCCGAUAAAGAACCAGACUUACGAACGAUACAAAUUCCACACGUGUUCGCAAAGUGAAGGAGAAGAAAAUAUAGACCACUAUGCCACAGAGCUAAAAAACAGAGCCAAAACAUGUGAAUUUGGACAGUUAUGCGACAGUUUUGUAAGAGACAGGAUAGUAUGUGGUAUACUAAGUGACAAUGUUCGCGAAAGAUUACUAAGAAUUCCAGACUUGACACUCGCAAAGUCAAUAGAUAUAUGCCGCGCAUCGGAAGUUUCAAAACAACAAUUAAAAUCUAUAACAGAAGAUGAAAAAACAGUUCACGCAAUGAGGAAAGACUACAAAUCAGGACACAAACCAAAAGUGAAACAACAAUACAGAGAUUAUAGAAAAGACAACCCAAAAGGCCAGAAAUACGAUUGCAAGAAAUGCGGAAUGCAACAUCUACCUAGAAGUUGUCCAGCUUACGGAAAAACGUGUAACCAGUGUAAAAAGCCGAAUCAUUUUAAGAAAAUGUGCAAAAACAGAAGAAUAAAUGCUAUUGAGGAAGAAAGCGACAGCGAAGAUGAAUUAUACAUUGGAUGUAUCGAAAAUCAGAAGAAAAGUGAAAAUUCUUGGAUGGUUAAUUUGAAUCUGAAUGGAAAAAAUCAGAAGUUCAAAUUGGAUACGGGUGCGCAAGCAAAUGUAAUUCCGUACAAAGUAUUGAAAUUGGUGAAAGGAGAUACCAAAAUUAUUCCAAGCAAAACAAGAUUAGUCACAUAUUCAGGUGAAAAAAUGGAUGUGCUAGGGAAAUGUUACAUAAAUGUAUCUCACAAAGAUAAAAUUGAAAGAAUGGAAUUUGCAGUUGUUAAUUUCAAUGCUCAAUGUAUCUUAGGAUUAAGUGCUUGUGAAAAAUUAAAUCUAAUUAAUAGAGUUAUGUCAGUUGAGAAAAGUGCUGAAUCUAUUUUGAAAGAAAAUAGUGAUUUAUUCGAUGGAAUAGGGGAAUUAGAAGGAUAUCAUCAUAUUGAAUUAGAUAAAUCAAUCAAUCCGGUUAUUCACCCACCACGUAGAGUACCGAUUGCUCUGCAAGAUAGAUUAAAAUCAGAAAUAGAGAGAAUGGAAAAAUUAGGCAUUGUGGAAAAAGUGGCACAACCUACUGAAUGGGUUAGUUCAAUAGUAAUUGUAGAAAAGGCAGAUGGUAAAUUAAGGAUAUGUUUGGAUCCUAAAGAUCUUAAUCGAGCAAUAAAGAGAGAACAUUUCAUAUUGCCGAGACAGGAAGAAAUAACCGCUAAGUUAGCAGGAGCAAAAUAUUUUAGUAAGCUUGAUGCUUCAAGUGGAUUUUGGAACAUCAAAUUAGACGAGGAAAGUUCUAAUUUAUGUGCAUUCAAUACACCAUUCGGAAGAUUUAAGUUCUUAAGAUUACCGUUUGGAAUCAAAUCUGCUAGCGAAGUGUUUCACAAAGCCGUAUGCAAAAUUCUUCAUGGAUUAAAUGGUGUCGAAUCAUUUAUUGAUGAUAUAUUAGUGUGGGGAUGUACAAAAGAAGAGCACGACAAGAGAUUAAAAGAGGUUCUAGAACGAAUCCGUACCGCAAAUUUGAAGUUAAGGCGUGAUAAAUGUGAAAUGGGAAUUUCUGAAGUGACAUAUUUCGGUCACAGGUAUACACGAGAAGGAUUGAAAAUCGACGACAACAAAGUGAAAGCGAUAACCGAAAUGAAAUCACCGACCACCAAAAAAGAACUUGAACGAUUUCUUGGAAUGGUGACGUAUAUAGCAAAAUUCGUACCAAAUUUCUCAUCAAACACAGCAGUAUUGAGGGAUUUACUGAAAAAGGAUGUACCGUUUCAAUGGGACGAUAAUCAUGAUAAAACAUUUAAAGAUCUGAAAACAUUGAUCACAAACUCUCCAGUGCUAAGAUAUUUCAACAGUACAAAGCCAGUGAAGUUAUCCGUAGAUGCAUCACAAAAUGGACUAGGUGCUGUACUAUUACAGAAAGAGUUGCCAAUCGAAUAUGCAUCGAGGGCAUUGACUACAUCGCAGAAAAAUUGGGCACAAAUAGAAAAAGAGCUAUACGCCAUCGUAUUCGGGUGUGAAAGAUUUCAUCAGUAUGUAUACGGAAGGACAAUUGAGGUAGAAACAGACCAUAAACCUCUAGAAGCAAUAUUCAAAAAGCCACUAGUAAACGCGCCUCCCAGAAUACAAAAACUUAUGUUACGACUUCAGAAGUAUGACAUUAAUGUAGUGUACAAACCAGGAAAAUUGAUGUACAUAUCAGACACUUUGUCAAGAGCUUACCUUAAUGAGUUCGACAACUCAUGUGACAAGGACAUAGAUGCACAAGUACAUUUAUUGGUAAAACAUGUGUCCGUAUCAGAGUCAAAAAUGGAUGAAUUCCGAAGAGAAACAGACUGUGACGAUGCAUUAACAGAGCUAAAGAAAACUGUAAAGGACGGAUGGCCCGAGAGCAAGUCCGAAAUAAACGACAAAAUUAAACCAUAUUGGGACUACAGAGAAGAAAUUCAUGAAGCACAAGGAUUAGUGUUCAAAGGAGAAAAAAUAGUAGUGCCGUUUGCUUUACGAAAAGAAAUGCUGCAGAGAAUUCACGAGGGGCACCAAGGCAUAGAAAGAUGUAAAAACAGAGCAAGGGAUGUUUUGUUCUGGCCCGCAAUGUCAAAACAAAUAGAAGACAUUGUCCAAAGGUGUGAGAUAUGCAAGCGAUUUCAGAACUCAAAUGCAAAAGAACCAAUGAUUAAAGCCGAAUUACCAUCGCGACCGUGGGAGAAAGUAGCCACAGACGUGUUUGAUUUUAAAAACAGACAGUAUUUAUUAAUUGUGGACUAUUAUUCAAAGUUUUUUGAAGUUAGUAUCCUGAACAAUUUGACCAGUGAUACAGUCAUGAUGAACAUGAAGUCCAUAUUUGCAAGACAUGGCAUUCCAGAAGUACUUGUAUCUGACAAUGCAAGAUAUUAUACAAGUUCAAAAUUCCAAGAAUUCGCGAAAUCGUGGGAAUUUAAACAUAUAACGUCGAGUCCGAGAUACCAACAAAGCAAUGGAUUAGCGGAAAGGACAGUGCAAACCGUUAAACAGCUACUAAAGAAAGCUGAUUAUGAAGGAAAAGAUCCGUAUAUGAGUAUUUUGAAUUUCAGAAAUACUCCGUUAGACAGUGACAUGCCGUCGCCAUCUCAACUAUUGAUGGGUCGCCGUUGUAAAACGAAAUUACCUAUAACGAAGAAGUUGUUGAGAACCGAAGUUCCGGAAAAUGCAAAGAAAACAUUUGUUAAAAAACAAGAGAAACAGAAACUGUAUUAUGAUAAGAAAACAAAAGAAUUAUCAAAAUUGAACGUUAAUGACAAUGUAUAUGUUCAAAGAGAAAAGCGUUGGGAACCAGCAGUCGUUGUUCAAAAAACAGACAAUUCGCGUUCGUAUAUUGUUAAAACAGAAAAUGACAAACUGUACAGAAGAAAUAGAAAACAUUUGAUGGAAAACAAAAACAAUGUUGUAAUUGAAAAUGACGAUUUAGACACUGAGCCAAUAGUGCAACCUAAUACUGUACAAAACGAAGUCAAUGAUUAUAACCGUACGCGUAGUGGACGAAUGGUGAGAAAACCAGAGAGACUAAUUGAAAACAUGAACUAG